AUGUAGAAAAGAAAUAUUUCUAAAGAUCCUUAAGAAAUACAGGAGUAGUAUUAAGAAUUAGAAUUAUAGAGCCAAGAUGAAGCAGAUUAGGUUGAAAAUUAGCUCUUAGUAGAAAAUAAAAUAUAAGGCACUUAGUUUUUUAUUUGUACUACUCCGAUGAAGAUCAUAAUUUCAAUUUUAGUUGUGAUCAUAAUUUUAGUUAUAGCAAUAGUAAGUAUGCAGAUUGAUAGUAACAAAAAUGAUCAAUGGGUUGAUGUCAAAAAUUAAAUUAUUAUCAAAGAUGGAGACCAAGCUAAUUAUGAAUUACUAACUCUCAAGAAAAAUAAUUUAAAGAUUUUAUUAAUAACUUAAAAAGAUAUAAAAUUAAGCGGAGCAUCAUUAGAUGUAUUAGUAGGAUCCUAAAAUAAUCCAACUGAAUUUUAAGGACUGGCACAUCUUUUAGAGCACAUGCUUUUUAUGGGAAGUGAAAAGUAUCCAUAAGAAGAUGCGUUUAACAACCUAAUAUCAAAAAGCAGUGGUAGUAGCAAUGCUUUUACUGCAGGAGGAGAUACAAAUUAUCAUUUUUAAGGGACUCAUAAUAAUUUAAUAGAUAUUUUAAAUAUUUGGAGUAGGUUUUUUAUAGAUCCUCUUUUGUUGGAAGAUCAGCUAUAGAGAGAAGUUCAAGCUGUUGACUCAGAAUACUUCAACACUCUCACAAGAGAAGAAUUUAGGGAUUAUAAUUUGUUGAUUAAUCUAUCUGAGGAUAACCACCCAUUUAAAUUAUUUUAUUGUGGAAAUACAGAUUCAUUGUUGAAUACACCUAAGUCUAAAGGCCUUUCUACUUACAAUGCUUUACGCUCAUUUAAAAAAUAAUACUAUUAUUCAGAAAAUAUGUUCCUUGUUAUUAAGUCAGAGGAGAGCUAAAGACAGAAUCUCAAAGACUAACUUGAAGAAAUAUUUUAGGAUAUCCCUACUAAAUAAGAAAAUUUAUCAAAUUUUACUUAGAAAGAUUCAGAAUUACUAAGAUAUUCUUACAAUUCUACAAAUAAACCUCCAAUAACUCAGGCAAUUAAGAGCGUUUCGAUUGAAAGCAAUAAGGUUAAAAAGCUUUAGCUUGUUUUUCUACUUGAAGAUGAUUAGAAUUUCGAAUAUUUAUCUUUGCAAUUUGUAAGAGAUUUAUUUAAUUAUGGAUUCUAAGAAACCAGUUUUUGCUUUUUUUUAGAAGACAGAAAAUUAGCUACGUAGUGCAAAAUAGAGAUAGAACAAGAAUAAAGCAAUUUAAACAAAUUCUUGAUAUUUAAAUUGAAUUUACAAUUUUUGGAUUCAGAAAAUACAAUAGAAGAAAUAGUAAAAGCUUACUUUUAUUUUAUGAACGCAGUAGCAAAUUAUCCUAAAAAAUAAGAAACUUAUUAUGCAAUUAAAUCAAUUUAAAAAAGUCUAUUUGACAUAAUUGAUGAUGAAAAUUAAAGAGAUGUUAUGAGUGAAGUAAUUUAGUAUUCUAGACUCAUGAACUAGAACAGGUUGUAAGACAUUUUAGCAGAGAAUAAUCUGUAUAAAAAAUAUAAUGAAACCCAUUUUAGUAAAAUAAUGAGUGUAUUAACAGAUCCAGGCAAAAUCGUGAUUAUCCACAAAACAAACAAUUCUACCUACGUUGAAGGAUAAAAAAUUAUAAGAGAUCAGCUCAAUGAUUUAAACUACACCCAAUCAAAAAUAUCAUUGGAAGAAUAAAAUAUAUUUAGAUAACAUUAAACCCUAAAUAUUUCCAAAAUUUACCCAUUAGAGAGCUUUGGCAUAAUUCCUGAUAAACUCUUAAAAAAUACUGAGCUUGCUAAUGAUGAUAUCUAACCUAAACUAAUACAUGCUACUAAUAAGGGAAAGAUUUUUGCUCAAAAGGAUAUUUUUACUUUUAAGAAGCCAAUUUAAACAAUAGUUUUAAAAUUCUAAAGUGAGAUAUUUCUCAAAGACGCUUCCUCUAGAGCAGUGAAUGAAAUAUUGGCUAAUUAUGUUUCUGAUGAAAUAUAGAGAAAAACACAUUUGCUUUAAUUCUAAAAACUAUAAAUAGAAGUUGAACCUACAAAAUAGGAAGGAGGAAUUCUAAUAAAGAUAACUUGUCUCAACUCUUAGGUGAAGGAUGUCUUUUAAAAAAUAUUAGAAGUUCUUAAUUUGAAAAGCUUGAAACUACUUAAUGACUAAACCUCAUUUGAUGAAUAAAAAUAAAAACUAAUGGAUAAACUGAACAUCUUCAAGAAUUAAAUGUUAUAUAUGUAAUAUAUAGAUCUUUUGAACUCCUAUAUUAAGACUGAUUUGUACUCUAAGGCAGAAAUUUUAGAAGUUGUUAGUGGAUUACAAUAAAAUUAUGCAAAUAAAAUCAUUGAAUAAUUCAUUAAAGGAUUUAAUUUGGUAAUUUAUGUCUUCGGUGAUAUUGAUAAAAGUUAAAUAAUAAAUUAAUUUGAUCUCCUCACAAAAAGCACUUAAAUUUAAGAUUAACCUUUUAUAUAUCAAGCUGAAUAUUUGAAUUUUAAGAAUAAUUCGCUAACACUUUAACUAUUCUAUGAGUCUGGAGAUCGUAACAAUAAUCUAUGCUCUAAUUUUUAUCAGCUAGGAAAGCUUGAUUUAAUAGAAUACUCAAUACUUAAAUUGAUUGAAAAACCACUAAGAACGAAGGCUUUUGAUUAUUUAAGAACAUAAUUGCAAUUAGGAUAUGUAGUAGCUUCUAAAGUGAUAAAAAAUUAAGAUUAUUUCAGUGUUAUAAUUCUUGUUUAGGGAUCAAAACACAAUCCAAAUUAAUACGAUGAGCAUAUUGAAGAAUUCCUUCCUAAAUUUGAAUAAUAUUUGGAAUCUCUUACAAAAUAAGAAAUCAGUUCUAUGUAACAAAGUUUGAUAUAAAGCUUAAGAAUAGAUAAAUUUGAUAAAUUCAUAGAUAAAGCUGAGUAUUUCUGGACAUUUAUCGAUGACAUGACUUAUGAUUUUGAGUUAAACUACAAGGCAGCUAAAAUUCUUAAUGAGAGGGUUUUCACAAGCAAAGAUUUAUAGAGCUUCUUUUCAAAGUAUUUUAAGAACUCAAACUCAAGAUUUAGUAUUCAAUUAUUUAGUCCAUCUAGAGUUAAAUAAAGCGAUUUGCCUAUGAAACUAAAUACCUAAAAUGUUUAUAGUGGAGAUGUUGGGAAAUACAUUACUUCUAGAGAAGAUUUCAAAAAACUCUAACUAGAUCAUUUAACCUUCUAAGAAUAAUAAAAUAAUUUUUGA
Molecule: messenger RNA, 3225 nt
Organism: Tetrahymena thermophila SB210
Lineage: Eukaryota; Ciliophora; Oligohymenophorea; Hymenostomatida; Tetrahymenidae
Product: M16 (pitrilysin) family peptidase
Exons: 2
Biological process (GO): peptide catabolic process
Cellular component (GO): cytosol; mitochondrion
Molecular function (GO): metal ion binding; metalloendopeptidase activity
Source: RefSeq, a predicted model, not a curated record